Messenger RNA from Schistocerca americana (American grasshopper), 534 nucleotides. RefSeq lists its product as uncharacterized. Lineage: Eukaryota; Metazoa; Arthropoda; Insecta; Orthoptera; Acrididae. The transcript has a single exon. Bases 1 to 534 code for a protein of 177 amino acids. The record is from RefSeq and is a predicted model, not a curated record.
AUGUGUAGACCAACAAUUGGAAAAGAGAGUUUACAUGUAAAAACAAAUGAAAAUGGCCUGCUGUUAAUUAGUUUUGCGUUAAUGCAGAAUCUUAUGGUGAUCUCCACAUCUUUCUCCCACAAACAGGUCCAGAAACGCACCUGGAUUUUCCCAGAUGGUAGCACCGUCAAUCAGGUAGAUCAUCUGUUGAUAGGUGAGAGGCGCAAGAAGUGUGUGAUGGAUGUGAGAUCGUACAGAGGAGCAGAUGCACACACAGAUCACGUCCCAACCAUAGCCAGAUUACGGUUACAGCUGUGCUACAACAUGGCUAAGAGACUGUUUGAUAUUGAGAAGCUUAAGGAUCCAGAGAUAUGCCAGCAGUAUAACAUUAAAGUACGUAACAAAUUUGAAAUAUUGGCAUCAGACCACGCUGAUGAAGUAAGUGUUAACAAGCAAUGGGAAGAAAUAAGAACCUCUGUAACUGAAGCAGCUAAAGAAAUUCUAGGAGAGAAAAAAGCUAACAACAGAGAAGAAAUGGUUCAACGAGACAUGUGA